This is a messenger RNA of Phalaenopsis equestris, 1752 nucleotides long. RefSeq names its product aldehyde dehydrogenase family 3 member F1-like. The record is from RefSeq and is a predicted model, not a curated record. Gene Ontology annotation, molecular function: aldehyde dehydrogenase (NAD+) activity. The transcript has 10 exons. Gene Ontology annotation, biological process: aldehyde metabolic process. The coding region runs from base 153 to 1598 and encodes 481 amino acids. Gene Ontology annotation, cellular component: cytoplasm. NCBI's taxonomy places the organism in Eukaryota, Viridiplantae, Streptophyta, Magnoliopsida, Asparagales, Orchidaceae.
UUUAUUGUCUUUCUUGGUCCGUACUUCCUACUGUUCUAUUUAAAUGCAAAUCACGCCGGAUCAAAGGAGUAAACCCUUAAUCAACCGAAAUCAUCAUCUGUGGAAGCUGAAAGAGCAAAGAGUCGAGAGAUUCGAAGCAUAGAAGAAGAAAAAUGGCGAUGGAUUUGGAAAGAGUUGUGCAGGAGGCGAGAGAGGCUUUUGAGAGCGGGGGAACGAGGAGUUACUUUUGGAGGAGAUCACAGCUCAGAGCUCUUAAAGAUCUCCUCCAUGAAAUGGAGACCGCCAUUUGUGAAACCUUAAACCUCGACCUCGGAAAACACCGCGUCGAAGCUUACCGCGAUGAGGCUGGAUUUUUAAUUAAGUCGGUGGAUUAUGCUCUGCAAAAUCUGAAGAAAUGGAUGAGUCCGGAAAAGGUUAGCGUCCCACUGAUUGGCUUUCCGACCACUAGCGAGGUGGUGCCAGAGCCGCUCGGCGUUGUUCUGAUCUUUGCUUCUUGGAAUUUUCCCAUAGGAUUAUCCCUGGAGCCAUUGAUAGGGGCGCUAUCAGCUGGGAAUUCUGUAGUUCUAAAGCCCUCAGAAUUAGCUCCCGCUUCAUCCAAAUUUCUAGCAGAGAACUUGCCUAAAUAUUUGGACAACAAGGCUGUGGCUGUUAUUGAAGGUGGUCCUCUCAUAGGGCAGCAACUAUUGGAACAUAAGUGGGAUAAAAUCUUCUUUACAGGGAGCAGCAAAAUUGGACGUAUAAUAAUGACAGCUGCUGCAAAGCACCUAACUCCAGUUUGUCUUGAACUGGGGGGUAAAUGCCCUGCUAUUAUAGACUCUCUUUCGAUAUCAGGAGAUAUAAAGGUAGCCAUCAACAGAAUAGCUGGAGCAAAGUGGGGAUUUUGCAGUGGUCAAGCUUGUAUAGCCAUUGAUUAUUUGAUUGUAGAAGAGAAAUAUGCUCCUUCUCUGGUUGACUUGUUAAGAAAAAAGAUAAAAAGUUGCUACAUGAGACAGGGAGAUCUCACAAGGAUUGUCAAUAAACAGCAUUUUCAAAGAUUAAGGAAAUUUAUUGAGGAUCCAGUGGUUGCAAAUACUGUAGUUUAUGGGGGUUCCUUUGAUCAGGAAAACUUAUAUAUUGAGCCAACCAUAUUGUUAGAUCCACCUUUAGAUUCUGAGAUCAUGAAUGAGGAAAUUUUUGGCCCAUUGCUUCCAAUAAUUACAUUAAAGAAGAUCGAACAUAGCAUUGAAUUUCUCAAAGCAAGGCCAAAGCCUCUGGUUAUUUACGCGUUCACAAAAAAUGAGAAGCUGAAGGAAAGAAUCGUGGAAGAGACAUCAUCUGGGAGUGUUACCUUUAAUGAUGCAGUCAUACAAUUUGCGUUGGACACACUGCCUUUUGGAGGAACUGGUCAGAGCGGAUUCGGAAAGUACCAUGGCAAGUUCUCCUUCGAUCAAUUCAGCCACCAAAAAGCCAUCAUGAGAAGAAGCUUUUACAUGGAAUUUUCGUUCAGAUACCCGCCAUGGAAUGAGAGGAAGCUCCAAUUCAUCAGAUAUGUUUACAGCUACAAUUACGUUGGGAUCCUGCUUCUCUUCCUAGGACUAAAAAGAUACAGUUCUGCAUAAUUUCUUCUCUUUGCAUUCUCUGCAUCAUAUUAGUUCGGGAAAAGAAAUUUUACUUUCAUGCCACACGAUUUCUAUCUAUUUGUUUAUCUAAUACCAAACAUUUGAUGUUUACAUUUAUAAUAUUUUGAUGGCAUAAUAAGUUUAUAUAUAAAAU